This is a messenger RNA of Nasonia vitripennis (jewel wasp), 2089 nucleotides long. Its product is annotated as probable G-protein coupled receptor B0563.6. Gene Ontology annotation, cellular component: membrane. The record is from RefSeq and is a predicted model, not a curated record. NCBI's taxonomy places the organism in Eukaryota, Metazoa, Arthropoda, Insecta, Hymenoptera, Pteromalidae. The transcript has 7 exons. Gene Ontology annotation, molecular function: G protein-coupled receptor activity. The coding region runs from base 818 to 1957 and encodes 379 amino acids. Gene Ontology annotation, biological process: G protein-coupled receptor signaling pathway.
CUCGGACCAUUCGUCGCUGCUAUAUGGUAAAGAGCUGACGUCAGUUGAGCUGCGUCUGAGAAAAUUAUUUAUAAUUUCGAAUCUUUCUAUACUAUGUUAGCAACUAUGCCAUCACCAGAGCACAGGUGUAAGGCUGACCGAAUCUGCACCUAUGUUGGAGAACUAUUGUAGCGCGAGCAGUUCAUCCUGAGCCCGAAGAAGAAGCUUUUUUGUUGAAAAAAUAUAAAAUAAAACAAAAUGUAAAAAAUCGAGAUUGGAAAUUCAUUCUCCAAUAUAUAGGUAUUUACGCUAAUAAACCCUCUUAUCAGCUGAUCUCAAGAGCAAGCGAAUGAGUCGUCGAAAGCUCGAUCGCAGCUGGAAAAUUUCAACGCUUCGAAAAAAAUGUAUAUAUACAUACACAAACACAGAGAUAAGUGCGAAAGCUCGAAUACAAGGGCCGCGGGUAAAACCUGUGUCACCGGCUUUAUUCAAUAGAUAUUGCGGCUUCUUUCUAUUUACACGUAUAGCACGAUUAUAGGCGCUUUUAUCAGUAUUGUCUAUAAUCUCGAUUCCACGGACAGUAGCUGUAGGUCGUAUACGAAUAUGAAAAAUCGUGUAGUCACAGUCAGCCCUCAUAACAGUCGGAACGAUUCGGGUUUACCUACACACUCGACUGUCCGUGCGUCAACGCGGUCGCCUGUUCUGGGAAAAAAGCUCGAUAAAAAAGUUUCCUUUAAAAAUAUGCCUCGCGAUUCAUAACGAAGGAGACGCAACGGCAUAGAGUGAAUUACUGGUCCACCGCGCGAUUAGUUAUGAAAAACUAUCCGAUCAAGCGAGAAUGGCGCAUUUCAUCGAGGACAGCAUUUUGAGUAUCUCCUACCUGGAAAACGACACGCUAUACGAGUUCUCGGAGCUGGUGGAGAACAGCGUCUGGGCGAGCAAACCCCAGGCAUGGGGUGUCGUGGUGUACAGCAUGAUGAUUCCGAUGAUUUGCAGUUUCGGAAUCGUCGGGAAUUUCGUGAUUCUUCUCGUGCUUAGCAAGAAGUCCUUGAAGGAGUCCACCUACACUUAUUUGACAGUUCUUGCAGCAGCGGACUUGGUCACGUGCAUCCUUCUGCUCUUCUCCGGGUUGGCCCGGGGAUUGUUCUGGAAGAAGCACGGCUGGGUCGAGUUCGACGUGUUCAUCCACAUUCCCCUGUGCACCAUCUCGUCGAACGUCGCUGUUCUCGCCGCGGUUGGCGUCGCCAUCGAUCGGCUCGUCAUUGUUAUCGCUCCUGCGCAGUGCUGUCAGCCAAGAUUCUGCAGAAAACCCAUUGCCAGGAAGCUUAUGGGCUUCUCCAUACUUUUCGUCGCGGUUAUCAACAUCCCGUUCUUCUUCAUUUACACUUACGACGAGAGAGGGAACAUCGUUAGUAACAAUCUAUCAAAAUCAUGUUUCUACGAUGUACUGAAUUGGUUCCAACUGGUUAUCUUCGGCUUGAUCCCAGCGAUUUUUCUUCCAAUCAGCAACGCGAUUAUGAUUUUCGCCGUCAAAAAGACAAUGAAACAACGGGUCCAGCUUCUGAAAUGCAGGCAAUCGAGAGAAGGAAAAUACUUGUGUGAUCAGUCGAAGUUGACGAUAACCCUGGUAGGCAUCGUCUUUAUAUUUCUGGUCGGCGAAGUACCAACUCACCUGGCAUCUCGCCGAAGCGCAGUAUCCAUCCUUUAUGGCGGAGAUCCUUGUAAAAUUAACAAACACCUCAUGGAAGUUUUUCGCAUCGUCGCAACCUUUCUGAACUCCAUAUCAUGCUCGGCGAACUUUGUGCUCUACUGCGUGUUGAAUCCAAGGUUUUUGGCCAUUUUAAAAAGUCUGUUUCGGAGUAAAAGACUGGAAAGGGACAAUACUGUGUCUGUAAGAAUGACGACGUUGAAAAACAUACAGACCAAUCCUUCGUCGUGCACCAAAUUGGAGAGCAAGGAUUGUCCAUGGAAGUUUUAAGCAUUAAUGUAAUACAACAAUAAUUCGAGAAUUUGUAAAUAUUAUACAUUACACCAAGCCUUCGCAUUUAACUAAUUCUUUCUUCUAUGGUCUAUAUUUAAUUUUGGUUGAAUAAUUGAAAAUUUAAAAAAA